UGGAGUCGUAGGGCGUCGUCAAGGCGGUCGGGUUGGGAGUGGGGCCUCUCCUAGGUGGGCGAUAGGGAUCUUGAGGUUCUCAGGCGAGAGCCUUGUGGACAGUUAUACCAAGUUUUGGGGGCCUUCAGUGGGGACGAGCCGUCGUUGGAACUGUCAGGUGGGGGCGAGUUGGUGUGUCUCGAAUGUAUGAGGAAAAGAAUUGAGAGCGCUGGCAAGAAGGACAGGAGAUAACCUGUGGGGGACCACCGGGACAAAACCUACUUGCUUUGCUACUUUGUUUUAACACUGGGAGUGAGAGAGGAUUGAAAUUUCGGGGUUUCCCCUCAUUUCGCCAAGCAGAAGGUUGGUGGUAUUGGAGGGCCGAGAGCACACAUGCUGAACAUAUGGCUUCUUGAAGAUUUUAUCAAGUUUGGCCUGGCGCUGUGCUAUGUUUAUUUGUACAUGGUUCACAAAAUCUGAAAUCAGGUUUACAGGUGCAUAAAUUACACCCCUAUUGUCAUAAAGCUCGACUAUAAGAGCAUUAUGAAUGUUAAUGACCUCAAACUCAGGUUGUCCAAAGCUGGACAAGAACACCUCCUGCAUUUCUGGAAUGAGCUUGAAGAAGCCCAACAGGUAGAACUUUAUGCAGAGCUCCAGGCCAUGAACUUUGAGGAGCUGAACUUCUUUUUCCAAAAGGCCAUUGAAGGAUUUAACCAGUCCUCUCACCAAGAGAAAGUGGAUGCACGAAUGGAACCUGUCCCUCGAGAGGUGUUGGGGAGUGCUACCAGGGAUCAAGAUCAGCUUCAGGCCUGGGAAAGCGAAGGACUUUUCCAGAUUUCGCAGAACAAAGUAGCAGUUCUUCUUCUAGCUGGUGGGCAGGGGACAAGACUUGGCGUUGCAUAUCCCAAGGGGAUGUAUGAUGUUGGUUUGCCAUCCCAUAAGACACUUUUUCAGAUUCAAGCAGAGCGUAUCCUGAAGCUACAACAGUUAGCUGAAAAAUAUUAUGGCAAAAAAUGCAUUAUUCCAUGGUAUAUAAUGACCAGUGGCAGAACGAUGGAAUCUACAAAGGAAUUCUUUACCAAGCACAAGUACUUUGGUUUAAAAAAAGAGAAUGUAAUCUUUUUUCAGCAAGGAAUGCUGCCUGCUAUGAGUUUUGAUGGGAAAAUUAUUUUGGAAGAGAAGAACAAAGUUUCUAUGGCUCCAGAUGGGAAUGGUGGUCUUUAUCGGGCUCUUGCAGCCCAGAACAUCGUGGAGGACAUGGAGCAAAGAGGCAUCUGGAGCAUUCAUGUCUAUUGUGUUGACAACAUAUUAGUGAAAGUGGCAGACCCCCGCUUCAUUGGAUUUUGCAUUCAGAAAGGAGCAGACUGUGGAGCAAAGGUGGUAGAGAAAACAAACCCUACUGAACCAGUUGGCGUGGUUUGCCGAGUGGAUGGCGUGUACCAGGUGGUAGAAUACAGUGAGAUUUCUCUGGCAACAGCUCAGAAACGAAGCUCAGAUGGACGACUGCUAUUCAAUGCGGGGAACAUUGCCAACCAUUUCUUCACCAUACCAUUUCUGAGAGAUGUUGUCAAUGUUUAUGAACCUCAGUUACAGCACCAUGUGGCUCAAAAGAAGAUUCCAUAUGUGGAUUCCCAAGGGGAGUUAAUUAAGCCAGACAAGCCAAAUGGAAUAAAGAUGGAAAAAUUUGUCUUUGACAUCUUCCAGUUUGCAAAGAAGUUUGUGGUAUAUGAAGUAUUACGGGAAGAUGAGUUUUCCCCCCUAAAGAACGCAGACAGUCAGAAUGGGAAGGACAACCCUACGACUGCAAGGCACGCUUUGAUGUCCCUUCAUCACUGCUGGGUCCUCAAUGCAGGGGGACACUUCAUAGACGAAAAUGGCUCUCGCCUUCCAGCAAUUCCCCGCUUGAAGGAUGCCAAUGAUGUACCAAUCCAGUGUGAAAUCUCUCCUCUGAUCUCCUAUGCUGGAGAAGGACUAGAAGGUUACGUGGCAGAUAAAGAAUUCCAUGCACCUUUAAUCAUCGAUGAGAAUGGAGUCCAUGAGCUGGUGAAAAAUGGUAUAUGAAGCCCAGAUAUCAAGUUCUACCAUAAUAGGAAUAGCUUUUAUUUUUGAUAGACCAACUGUGAACCUACAUGACCUCUCCUGGAAGACUGAAGUUUGAAUAUCCACAGGGUUUCGUUUUACCUGUUGAACUCUUAUAAUUACUACAAACCUCCCAAGAUUCAGAUUAUUGAAUUUCAGAUGGCAUUUUUAUGAUUCUCAACCCAUCGAAGGUCUUAUUUAUAUUUUUCAAUUGUAUAUUUUUUUUUUUCCAAACCCAGGAAAACAUUGGCCAUCCAGGAAAUUUCCUAUAGUUUAAUUAUGGUCAGGAAUGUGCAACAUCACUUUACUUGGAGCUGGAAGCACUUGUUUUUCAAGUUGUAUAUAGUAAUAAUGUCAUUGUACAUGUCAAAAGGUUUCUAUGGUACUAAAAGUUUGUUUUAUUUUAUCAAACAUUAAACUUUUUUAAGAAAAUAAUUGGGCAAUAAAACAAACUUAUGUUCUUGUCUCUGGA
Molecule: messenger RNA, 2530 nt
Organism: Microcebus murinus (gray mouse lemur)
Lineage: Eukaryota; Metazoa; Chordata; Mammalia; Primates; Cheirogaleidae
Source: RefSeq, a predicted model, not a curated record